UGUGUUCGAAUUCCCGCCAUGUGCCAGUUCUUGUCUAGAUUCUGGCACUCUAUGAGCGUACUCUGCAGUGUAGCUAUUCUCUUUAGCAACCUUUUUUACGCUCAGUUUCACAACGCUCCCGCUGAAGUCUGAAACUCUUUUUUUUCUGCAUGUUAUGUUAUUUUUCUGUGUCAGGUUCUCUCAGACUUUCCAUGAUCAUGGAUGGGAAACUGGACAAGUUCAUCUCGGAAGUGGGUGGCUGUGGGAUGUUCCAGGUUCUGCUCUCUCUGGCAGUGUACACCAUUAAAGUGGUCGGCGCCUGGGGCAUGCUUUUUAUGUCAUUUGGCUCUUACAACCCAGGAUGGACGUGCAUGGAUCUCAAAGUCAACGACACAGUCACUGCCUUGAGUGAACCACCAUACCUGAACUCAACAACGCUUGGGAUUCUCGGCCCCAACUCCUCUGUAUCUACCUAUAAUAUGAGCAUGUCAGAGCAAGAAAAGUGUCAAGAGGCCCAGUCUUGCCAGGACGUCAGAUUUGACCCUGACUCAGCCACUAUUGUGUCCGAGUGGUACCUCAUCUGCGACAGAUCGUGGCUUGCUCCAAUCACCAUUUCCAUUCAGAUGGUCGGAGUUACCAUAGGUUCUUUCAUAGCAGGCCAGUUGGCUGAGCGUUUCGGAAGAAAAUUGAGCAUGUACCUGUGGGUUGUACUAGGAGUAGUUUCUAACGUUGUAGCACUUUUUUCUCCCAACUGGGAGGUAUACACUGCUGUCCGUUUCGUCAUCGGGAUGAGCGUGGGUGGCAAUCUGUCCACCUGUCAGGUAUACGCUCUGGAAUUCGUGACGGCGAAGUGGAGAGUUUUCCUCACUGGUCUCCCCACUUGGAACGUCGGCUCCAUUUCUUUUGGCAUCUGCGUUUUCCUGCUGAAAGACUGGAGAGACGCCCACGUCGCCACGGCCGUUCUGGGAGCCUUUGCUUUUCUCAGUGUCUUCUGGGUGCCAGAGAGCCUGCGUUGGUUGGUCGUACAGGGAAAAGUAAAAGAGACAAAAAAAGUGGCAAACAUGUUCUGUCGUGUGAACGGACGUUCUGAGCCGGAUCCCCAUUUGACGGCGUUCACAAAUUGUGAAGGGCAGCAAGACGACAAAAAAGUAGCAAUCCGACAGCUUUUUCGUAGUGACCUUCGUAAAAAGACAAUAGUUUGCAGCGCUAUAUAUUUCUUUAUGGCCAUCAUGUAUUAUUCAAUUGGAUUUGGAAUCAAAGCCCUGUAUGGGGACUUUUAUAUUAAUUUCAUUCUAUAUACGGUAUUUCCUUUGCCUUUAGCCCCUUUAGCUCCUGUCCUGGGACACAAACUCGGAAGGAGAUGGGGAUCAACUGUUCUCAUGUUCUCCUGCGGACUCGUCUCUUCUUCCGUGAUCGUUGUGUUCUUCACAACAAGCGGCCAGGUGCAAGGUUAUGUCAUCACAGGGCUAGCACUGGCCACCUCAGCCUUGCUUGAUUACGCCUGGAGCAUCUUGACCGCCUUUAUCGCCGAACUGUUCCCAACCCCCGUUCGCCUGCUCAGUUUCGGCUUCAUUUUUAGCGCAGCAAGGUUCGGCAGCAUCCUUUCCCCUUUCCUCAUCCCGCGAGAUUUCAGUAUUUUGUAUAUCUCCUACCUGGUUAUGGGCAUCCUGGCUAUCAUUAACUGCUGCCUGAUCCUGUCUAUGCCAGAAACGAAGGACCUUGGACUGGAGGACACGCUACACGCUCGAAGUCAGCUGGAGGUCGAGAUGACACAGGGAGACAUCACUAAACCAACGAGAGAGAAUAGUCCUUUGUCUUAACUUGUGUGCUUCUCCACUGUGUUUGAGCCCACAAUAUCUUACUGCUUUUUUGAAUAUGAAUAUGGCAAUUACGUCCCCAUCGACACAAUUGAGAUCAUUCAGGAGGCGGGUUUCAACUCUACCUGCCAGGUCCAACCCAGGUUAGAACGUUUCUGCAGAAAGGCUCAGACACUCGAUACCCCCCUCCCCUUUUUCCCCGCUACGGGUUUCGAUCUUGGGUGUUCUGCAAGCGACGACGGAGCGUCUGACUGCUACACCACAGAUGCCGGUGUCUCCUGCUUCAUAUUAUAAUGCAAUGUGAAUAUAGUGUACAUGUAUAUCGUAUACUAAUGUUUUGUGUGAUAUAUGUAUACAUGCACGUAUACAGAAAAACAUACAUAUUAUUAUAAAUAUAUAACUGUAUAUCAUUAUUAAUUCAGUGCGUAACCCUUUUCAGGGAAACGGAGAUAGUUUGAUAUAGUUAAAGUUAGAAAACAAGCGUCGUACUUUUUACAUGUAAAGCAGCUUGAUCAAUAAACUAUGUGCACUGUUUUUCUUGAUGUAAUGGAGCUAUGAGACCCCAUCUACUUAAAGGUUUUCUGACUAAAAGAAAUAUUUCACUGUUGUUGUUACUUUUAUAAACAUUGCAUAUACACUGGCGUCCAAAAGAAACUUGAAAAUGUAUCCACCUAAUCAGUAUGAAACAGCCUUACACUAUCUGCUCAUGUAGCAUACCAAUUUAAAGCUAAAUAAAUUCGGCACCCUCUGACAUAUUAAAGUUUCAUCUAUAAUGAGAGCCACCCGAGUCACUCAAAAUUUACCUUAAAAUAUAAGACUUGACAAAAUUCUAUAAAAUCAAAGAAACUUAAAAGUGUGCUUGCGCGUGUAUCGAGGUGCAACCAGAGGCGAAGCGUCUAUAUAAUCAAAUAAUCACUGCUUCCCUUCCUAAUUUUGAAACAUUG
Molecule: messenger RNA, 2740 nt
Organism: Aplysia californica (California sea hare)
Lineage: Eukaryota; Metazoa; Mollusca; Gastropoda; Aplysiida; Aplysiidae
Product: solute carrier family 22 member 5
Exons: 3
Coding region: 150-1799 (549 amino acids)
Biological process (GO): transmembrane transport
Cellular component (GO): membrane
Molecular function (GO): transmembrane transporter activity
Source: RefSeq, a predicted model, not a curated record